Chelonus insularis is the source of this 876-nucleotide messenger RNA. RefSeq names its product chymotrypsin-like protease CTRL-1. The transcript is spliced from 3 exons. Gene Ontology annotation, biological process: proteolysis. Lineage: Eukaryota; Metazoa; Arthropoda; Insecta; Hymenoptera; Braconidae. The record is from RefSeq and is a predicted model, not a curated record. Gene Ontology annotation, molecular function: serine-type endopeptidase activity. Bases 1 to 876 code for a protein of 291 amino acids.
AUGGCCCUUCGAGGAGUACUCAGUUUUGCCGCGCUACUUUUGAUUUUCCAUCAAAGUCAAAAAGCCAUUUGUAUAACUCAUAUUAAAAGAUCUUCAUUUCGUUACAAAUCUAAUGUUAUUUACAAACACAGUUAUUCAUACUCAUCACGAACUACUUAUAGCAAUAAUAUGGCUAUGAACGGACAGUUUCCGUGGAUGGCUGUGAUACAUCAGAUGAAAGGAAAUUACAAAAUACAUAUAUGUGGUGGAACAGUGAUAUCAGUUCGAUGGGUUUUAACAGCUGGUCAUUGUAUAGAAAAAAGACCGCGGAAAUUUCUAGUUGUGUUCGGUGACGUUGACAGAAGUAAUAUCGGCUAUGAGACUUAUCAUGGAAAAGGAAUUGCCAUGAUCACUACCAGUGGUGUAAUACAUUCUGAUUAUAGAAAAACUGUGAAUGACAUCGCAUUACUUUAUAUGCCUCGUGAUAUUCCUUUCAGUGCACGAAUACAGCCGAUAAAACUUGCUGGAAAAUAUGAUGAGUUUAAUACUUAUGUUGGAUGGACAAGUUAUGUAUUUGGAUGGGGACUAGAUGGAAUAACAAAUAAUGUUCAACGUCGUCUUAAAUUUGGUCGAAUUCCAAUCAUAUCUAAUAAAGAGUGUUCAAAAAAAUGGAAAGUAUCUGAUAGUGUCUUAUGUACAGCAGCUGGAACUGGUGUAGAUGCUUGUCAAGGUGAUAGUGGUGGACCAUUAAUAGUCUAUAAAGAUAAUCAAUACGUACAGAUAGGUAUAGUAAGCUAUGGAGACUCAGACUGUCCUAGUACACUGCCUGGUGUUUUUACUAAGAUAAGUUUUUACCAUCGAUGGAUUCGUUCAGUUACUGGAAUUAAAUAUUAUUAA